AUGUCGAUGCUUAUCACACAUUGCCUGGCUCUUCUGGUGAAAGGUGUGUGGCCGUCUGAAGAGGUGAUGGCUCAUUACUGUCUGCAGAAACGCCACAUGUUCAAGGGUGCAGUGUGUGAGUUAGGAGGGGGAAUGACUUGCCUUGCUGGGCUCAUGGUUGCCAUUUGUGCUGACGUGAACGAAGUUCUGCUAUCAGAUGGGAACGAGAAGUCCAUUCAGAAUGUACGAAAGCUGGCCGAGAGAAACAGACAAACUGGAACGUUUGGAUCUACUCAGGUAUCUUCCAGGGUGGUGAGGUGGGACUGUGAGACAGACAUAUCAGCACUAGAGGGUCACUUUGACAUUGUCAUGUGUGCAGACUGUUUGUUUCUCGACCAGUACAGAGCCAGCCUGGUUGAUGCCAUAAGGAGAUUAUUGCAACCCAACGGCACAGCGUUGGUGUUUGCUCCGCUGCGAGGUGAAACUCUGAGACUGUUUUGUCAACUGGCCCAGCAGGCCGGACUCUUCGCCUCUCAACACCAGCAGUAUGAUGCUCAGGUCUGGGAUGUUCACUUGAAGAUGGUGACGGAGGGGAAAGACGCAUACGAUGAGAACAUCCACUAUCCUCUCCUCAUCACCCUGACCAAAGGACCUCAACCUGUCAGCCACACUCAGUAAACCAAAACAAGUCCUCCGCUCCACGCAGAACCACUCCACAUGCUUUUACAUAUUCAAGAUAGAGUCAUGUCAACAACCACAAGGGAUAGAAAGGAAAGAACAGUAUUCAAAUACAGUUAGGUUAUUAGUCUCAAUAUCAAGUGUCAACAAAUGUAGUGCAUAUUUGGGCCUUUUUUUCCAUAUUUAACCUGGCCACUGAGAGGAUUCAUGAUCAGGAAUUGCAUGGCUUUGGAGAAUAUUUGAGCGUGCAUGUUUUGUAGUUGAAGAACUAAUUUCCAAAGCAGGAAGAAAUGGAGAGGCAGAUAUAUAUUCUAACGUAGUAUGUUUUAACCCUCUGCCAUAUGCCAAAUAGAUUACUACCAGUCUCCAAAAUAGUCAUGAAAUCACCUCCCGUUCAGCCAAGUGAAUAUGCCAAUCAGUCGUCAGUAACCAGCCUGUUAAUUUACCUAUUAUGGUAUUUAAUCAGCCAGUAUUCCCGUCAUCAUUCCAGCCAACAAGCCAAUCAGUCGUUUGGUAAGUUAACAGUCGGUUACACAGAGAUUUCCUCCAUCAGUCGGCCCUCUUUAACCUGUCAGUAUUAACCUAUGCCACUGUGUUCCUGCCCCCAGCGUGGAGGCCAGCUCUAAUUCAUUAACUAUCACAGACUGUGGAGCAGCUCACAGUUCCCUUUGUGUUUCCUCUAUUUCUCUUUGUUCCCUUCUUCCCCCGCUUUAAUUUCUUCUAAUACAACUCAUUCAUCCCAGUCAGAGGUCAGUAUUAAGAACUUCUUUUGUGCGUUUCUUACAACAGUACAUUAACAUAUUAAGGCACGAUCAGACGUUGUUGCUGCCUGGGAGCUACAGCUUGCAAAGGACAUUUCACAAAGAAGUGCACAUUACAUCGCAUUGUAAUUUAAUUUGACACAGCUCUGUUUGUGUUGUAAUCUGUUUGAUCUGUAAAACGGACAACAGGUAGCAUCUUGCAUCCCUUCACUCACAAACAUUUAGCUCUUUAAAGUGACUUAGCAAGCAACAAUCAAUCAUGUGGCAGCAGCUCUUAUUAGUCUGAACCCAAUUGUUCAGGAAGUGUGAGGGUUUGAAAAGAAACCAGGACAGAAAACAUGCACAUACGUUGUUAUCCCUCCUACUACUUGCAUUUAUUGACUACUGACCCCAAUACUGUGCAAUAGAUUGAACGGUUUAUGGUGUGUUGUACAGAGCAGGAGUACUUUAUUACCUGUUCUUUUCCUCUUUGUUUGAAAUGCAGACCACUUAAUGGUCUCUUGCCCCCGAUGUCCACUGAGAGCAGACAGUCUGCUGCUAUUCCUGCUGCUGUGCCACUGCCUCCAUGACAGUGGCACCAAACAGAUCUAUGAAGUGCUGCAUUGACAUUUUAAAUGUGAGAAAUGCCUUUUUUAUUUUUCUUUACAGCAAAACUGUAUGUCUUGUUUGUGUUGUGUCACCACUCCAAUUAAGCCAUUAGAAGGAUUGCUACGGUUGCUUUAGUAAAAUGUUUAGAAAGCAGAUAUGGCUUGCUGCAAACAGUAGCUUAAAGAAAUCAAAGUAUAUGUUAUGAUCAUAAAUGAGCUGCAGACAUGUUUUCAGAUUUUGUUCUAAACUAUUGCUGCUUGAAAACACACUGCUUGAACAUCCAGUGGACAUCCGGGGUUAGAUUUUGAUUUUAAAUUGAUGUGUAACUUGAGUUCUUGAAAGUUAAAUACUCUCUUUAAAGCCUCAAGAGCAAAAACGUUCACACAUGUCCGUCCAAUUGCUUUUCCAUUUUCUGUUGGUUUUAUUAUCUAUCAGCACAAGUUUACUCAGGUCUUUUUCCAUGUAUUCAGCCGUUUCCUGUUUCUUGUGGUAUUAAAGAAAUGCCAAGUGUCAGUGGUCCAGUGGCCUAAAGUUGUACCUAUCACUAGUAAAGUGUUUCCAUUUUUCACUGUGAUCCAUUGCUGUAUGCAACAGCCAAGAAGCUAUGCAGUAUUUCCCCAUGGCUGCUGUUUACACCCCUCAUGUUGAAUAAAGUAAUCCACCUUCAGAAGUGGGGGGUAUUCUCUGUGUGUAAGUAAAUUAAGUCAGCUUUAUCAGUGGUCUCAAUGCUUUGAGGACUUGCAUUGCAGAAAUGUUCCUAAUUCAAAUUGUGUUUAAUUACCUUUGUAUCUGUAAUGCAGUUUGCUGUGUACCUUUGAUAUCGGCGGGCUAACACCAUCUCAACGGUGGCUUCAUCACUGUGUAGUGUGACAUCACCACCACUGACAGUGAUGUCAUUUUGCAACACUGUUACCCGCCCUGCGUCGCUGCUUCUUGCAACAUUACUGCCUCUCUUCUUGGCAAAGUGUUCACCGGGUGCAACCGUGAUUUGCAGUGGCUUCAUGUUUUUUACACUGUGUUUUUGGUCACUUCUUGUUGUGAUGUUCGUGCUGAGUGCGCGGACACUUCUCACUGUGACAUCAGCAGGAAGCACUGACAGUCAGUGUUAUUCAGAGAGAGUCGUGUGCUGCAGCAGAGUACUACCUUUGGUAACAUCAAACAGGAAUGCUUUAUUCCAACAGAUGUGUGUCAGUGUGUUGUGGGAUGUUUUCUGUUAGGCGACGAUUUGAAUCAUCAAACAGAAUUGUUGGUCAUUUGCAGGGCAUAUCCACACUAAUCCAGAUCAACUUAAAAUAGUUUCUACUGUUUUCCACACUGAGCUUAUCUUUUUAUAUUGGCCUCCAAAAACAGAAGAACAAUUUGUAAACAAAAUGACUUAAGUUGGAGCUUUUUCUGUAGCAUCUCAGUGCAUAAGCACACCAAACAUUCAAAAUACUUAUUAAACAUUGAUUUAUAUUUAUCAUGUGAUUUGUGUUGUUAUGGGGUAUGACUAAGAAACACACACAAGUAUUAUUAAUCAUUAUUAGUAUUUUUAAUUAACUGUGUCUCCUUUACCUUCUUUAGUGUGGACAUGGCCUACAGUGAGUUCCUUCUUUCAGUGUAUCAGAUUCUCUCUGCUUCACUAUAAUCAAUCGGUAAUGAAUGUUGUGAUUUGCUGUCUAAGGGUGGGUGAUUUUUUUGUGAAAGAAUGAAAAUAAAUACAUUUUC
Molecule: messenger RNA, 3713 nt
Organism: Eleginops maclovinus (Patagonian blennie)
Lineage: Eukaryota; Metazoa; Chordata; Actinopteri; Perciformes; Eleginopidae
Gene: camkmt
Product: calmodulin-lysine N-methyltransferase
Cellular component (GO): cytoplasm
Molecular function (GO): calmodulin-lysine N-methyltransferase activity
Source: RefSeq, a predicted model, not a curated record